Molecule: messenger RNA, 2430 nt
Organism: Perca fluviatilis (European perch)
Lineage: Eukaryota; Metazoa; Chordata; Actinopteri; Perciformes; Percidae
Exons: 7
Coding region: 479-1921 (480 amino acids)
Biological process (GO): DNA integration
Molecular function (GO): sequence-specific DNA binding
Source: RefSeq, a predicted model, not a curated record
AACACUGAAUUUUAUUUUGCAUCUAAAUCAGACUUUGAAUUUUAAAAGCCAUCGAAUUUCUAGCACUGAAUUUGUUUUGCCUAUGACAUUUUUUUACAAUGUUUAAAAAAAAUCAACGUAAAAAAAUGUGAUUUCUCAAAAUAUUCAGUGUAAAAAAAUUCGGCAUCUCAAAGAUUCAGUGUAGAAAAAAUCAAUGUCUCAAAAAAUCCUGUUUAAAAAAAUUCGACAUCUCAAAAGAUUCAGAGUGAAAAAAUUCAAUGUCUCAAAAAAUUCAGUGCAAAAUAAUUCAACGUCUCAAAAAUUCAGUGUAAAAAUAUUCAGAGUCAACAUCCGGGUAACCAAGGAGAAGCAAUCAAUCCCUGUAUCAAAUCAUCCAACAUCCAGCCAAUCAAGUUACGCUCCAUUGGUCAUGUGACGCCGAAACAGGAAGGCGGUGAAGUUCAGGCGAGCUCCGGUCAGAUAGGUCAAUGGUCAGAGCAUGGCUCAGAACACAAGUGAUGGUGCUUCGGAACUCCUGCUUAAUCAUCUUAUAGAAAGACUUCGCUCUCGAUUGGAGCAUAUUCUGGGACGCAUGCCUCUGGAUCUGGACUUUUUAGAGUUCACUUGCACACAAGAACUUGUGUUUUUGAAUGCUGUAUCCAGUCAAGUAACGGUUUGUCCAGCUAUUUUAGAUUCACUGACACAUCUACACAGUCUUAUCAAUUUGGAGAAAGACAAAAGGGAGCAACACAUUGCAGUUGUGCAGUUUGAGCAAGGACCAGCUGGGCGACAACGAAUGGUCAUAUCCCCAGAGUACCUUAACAAACUUCUGGAACUUAAUCUGUCUGUUCCAUGUAUAGCUAAACUUUUGGGGAUGUCCAGGCGCACAGUAUACCGACGCAUGGCUGAGUAUGAUCUGUCAGUUAAGGCAUUAUACAGCACUAUUACUGAUGAAGAGUUAGAUCAGUGUGUGAGAGAGAUUAAGUCGAGGCAGCCUCACUCUGGAUAUCGUAUGAUGAAGGCCCUUCUACAAGCCAGAGGACUGAGGGUGCAGUAUAACCGUGUCAGAGCCUCCAUGCACCGUGUUGAUACCACUGGUGUCAUAAGCCGUAUGGUCCACGUAGGAUGUAUUGCUCGACGGACCUACUCGGUUCCAGGACCCCAGUCUUUGAUGCACAUAGAUACUAACCAUAAAUUGAUUCGCUACAACAUUGUUGUCUUUGGUGGUAUUGACGGUUUUUCCCGUAAGAUAAUGUAUCUUGGUGCAGCCUCCAACAACCUUGCAUCAACCACCCUGGCUUUCUUCCUACAAUCUGUUGAGAAGUUUGGGUUUCCUCUCAGGGUUCGUGCUGAUCAGGGAGUGGAAAAUGUCGACGUUGCACGCUUCAUGUUCACAGUCCGUGGCACAGGAAACAGCAGCUUUAUAUCCGGGAAGAGCGUUCACAACCAAAGGAUUGAGCGGCUGUGGAGAGACCUGUGGGCAGCUGUAACAUGUAUCUACUAUGAUGUUCUCCACUACCUGGAAGAAGAGGGCUUCCUCAGCAUUGCCAAUGAAACACACCUCUUCUGCUGUCACUUUGUGUUUCUCCCACGCCUGCAGGAUGACCUAGAUACUUUUCGCAACGGUUGGGACAAUCAUCCGCUGAGAACAGAAAGCAACAUGACCCCUAACCAGCUGUGGGAGCUGGGUCGUACACAUUACCCAAUUCCAGGACCAGAUAACACAGAGGGCAUGGAUAUUCUUGACAUUGAGUGGGAGAACAGCGGACUUCCACUUGAUGACCAAUCGAGCAUCAUUGUUCCAGACACAGCUUGCCCACUGACCGAUGGACAAAUGACAGCUUUAAGAGAUGUAGUUAACCCAAGAGCUGCAUCCCAGUCCUUUGGCUGCGAUACUUACAUUGCUGCUGUUCAAUUUUGUGAGCAGCUUCUUGGUCUGUGAAAGAACUGAUCAGAAUGACUUAAGUUUUGAGUUGAGAGAGACAAUGAAUAUUUUUUUGCAUAAUCUGAAUUGUAUUAUUGUUAUUGCUUUGGCAAGAAAGAGGAAGGUGCAGCAUAGUAACAUUACAAAAAUGAAACCAGUUCAUUUCACUUUAAACACCUGUAUUAACUGUUCACUUAAUGUAACACAAGGAAAGUUAAGAGCUUUCACCCCUUUAUAGUUCACUUAACUCCUGCUUCAAUGAUAUAUCAGUGCAGUGAUUGUUUACAAGGAACAUGUUAAGCUGCUAAACUUAAGAUAUAUAUGUAUACCAAGUUUUUCUGUGAAAGCUGAGAUUGACAGGUGACCCUAACGGUUACUAUUUUCUCAGUAACACUUAAGUACCCCUAUUUGUUGUGUAUAAUCAGCAUAUAAACAUGAUUUAUUACAGAUGCAGUUAUAAGGACAUUUGAAGUGUUUAAUGUAUUUGUCAACAAUUAUAACUUCUAUAAAGACAUUUUAUAUUAUUA